GCUGUGUGCACUUGCAUGUGUGGGUGAGCGUGCUCGCGUGUGUGUGUGCGUGCGUGUAAGCGCCUCCGUGCAAUCUAUUAAAGUGUGGAAUAGCAAAUAUCAAUUGAAUAUAUAGAGAAGAAAUCAAACGACCGUCCGACCGCUGGCGUUCGCCACAAUAAUAAUUGUUUCCAGUGCGAUUUUCCGUUACCGACACCGUCUCCGUUGCUGUCGGUGCCCUUAAUGUUGUUUUCGCUGAUGUUGUCGUUGUUGCUGUUGUCGUCGUCGUCGUCGUUGUUGUUGUUGUCGCUGUGUAUCUGUUGACGGCAACGCGCAACGGCCAACUGAUGAGUUUCAAUUGUUUUCAUUAAACGGCAUCGACAAAAAGAAAAAAAAAAAUAGCAAAAGAAAUCAAAAACCUAAAUAAAAUUUAUGCGCGCACCACACGCCCCAAACGACGCCCCGCCACUGUUAACCGAUCCGCCCAAGCGCAGCAAGAGGAAGCAACACAACGCAGUAGCAACAGUGAAGGCUGCCCGCACCCACACACGCCCUAAAUCCCCAAGGCAGAGGCUCGAGCUCAGGCUCCACCUUCAGCUCCGCCUCCUGAUCCAGCUCUAGCUCCAGCUCCGACCUCAGCUCCCACUCAGUGCUAACAAAUGGCCUCCAACAAUUUUGGCAGCAAUGCUGCUGCCGGAGCAGCAGUGACCUCGGUCUCUGCAGCAGCAGCCGCGGCAGCAGCAGCUGUCAAUGCUGAUUUGUGGCGCGAAUGCGUUGCCUGGCUGGUGCGCUGCAAGGUAAUACCAGCGGACCACAAGGCCGCCCUGCCCGACGCCGAGAUACGUAUUCUGGCCAUGACGUUGCGCGAUGGCGUGCUGCUCUGCAACCUGGUCAUACACCUCGACCCCACCAGCAUGGAUGCGCGCGAGUUCAAUCGCAAGCCGCAAAUGGCGCAGUUUCUGUGCUGCAAGAAUAUCAAAUUGUUUCUGGACGUGUGCCACAAUCAUUUCAAUAUACGCGAAGCGGAUCUCUUCGAGCCCACGAUGCUCUACGAUCUGACCAACUUCCAUCGUGUGCUCAUAACGCUCUCGAAGCUGUCGCAGUGCCGCAAGGUGCAGCAACUGCAUCCGGAGCUGCUCGGCUUCAAUCUGCAGCUGUCGCCCAGCGAACGCUCCCACUCGGAUGAGGCCAUAUAUAAGGAUCUGCAUUCCACCAAUAAUGAAUUGAGGACAACGGGCAGCAUGGAUGCCGCCGGCUCCUCAUCCUCGGAGUACUACGAGCGGACCUCGCACAGCGGCUCGCUCUCGGUGGAGGAUGAGAAUAGCGACAUUACAAUUGAGAACGGCACCGAGGACAUUGACGACUAUAUCGAGGAUUCGCUGUCCAACAUGUGUGACUCGAGCAUCGACAACGAUGCUGCCAUCGGUGGCGAUGCCAAUCACUCCGUCCAGGGCCAGCUGCGGGCCCUCUCCUUUGAUCUCAAUACCAGUGCCGGCAACAGCGGCAGCUUUGACUGUGUCACGCCCACGCCGCAGGUGGAUGCGCCCAAGGCGAGCACCUCAGCUGCCGCUGCAGCUGCUGCUGCCCAAGAAGCAGCUGCAGCCGCUCAAGAAGCCGCUGCAGCAGCUCGAGACGCAGCCACAGCAACAGCAGCAACAACAAAAGCCACAACAACAACAGCAACAGGCAGCGGCAAAAGUUUGGCCAUCGAGAGGCAACAUCAUGCAUCCACCAGCUCCUCAUCCUCGUCGCUGUUCGUCAGCGAGAGCCAACGGCUGCAGCGAGCCGCCGCCGCCGUCUACAACUAUCGAUCCUCGAUGAUGAUGUCGACGGAGCACGAGUAUGCCUACAUCAACGACAUCUACAGCGAGGACGACGAGAAGGUCUACGAGGAUCUCUGCUACGUCACAUUCCAGUCCAAGGCCAAACCAGAGGUUACCACCGACAACAUUGCAUGCAAUGGAACCGCUUAUGAUCACAUCAACACAAAAGAAGAGGAGGUCUAUCAAGAUUUGUGCGCACUGCACAGAACGAGUAGAGGCCAGACAACAUCCGCAACCAGUUUUGAGCAGCGGGACUAUGUCAUACGCGAACUCAUCGACACCGAAUCCAACUAUCUGGACGUGCUCAAUGCACUCAAGACCAAAUUCAUGUUACCGCUGGAGCGGCAUCUCAAUCAAGAUGAACUGCGUCUCAUCUUUCCCCGCAUACGGGAACUGGCCGAUAUUCACACAAAGUUUCUGGAGAAGCUGCGCGAGUCACUCAUGCCCAACGCUAAGCAAAAAAUGGGCCAGGUGUUCCUUGAGUUCCGCGAGCCUUUCCUCAUCUACGGCGAGUACUGCUCCUGUCUGCUGAAUGCCAUAGACUAUCUAGCCGAUAUCUGCAAGAAGAACCAAAUAAUUGACCAGCUGGUGCAGAAGUGCGAGCGGGAAUACAAUGUGGGGAAGCUGCAGCUGCGGGACAUCCUGUCGGUGCCCAUGCAGCGCAUACUCAAGUACCAUCUGCUGCUGGACAAGCUGGUGAAGGAGACGUCGCCGCUGCACGAGGACUACCGAUCGCUGGAGCGGGCCAAGGACGCCAUGAUUGAUGUGUCGCAGUACAUCAAUGAGGUGAAGCGCGACUCGGACCAUUUGGUCAUCAUCCAGAAGGUCAAGGACAGCAUCUUCGAUCUGAACUUGCCGCACAACGGCAACGAUCUGCUGCAAUAUGGACGACUGCUGCUUGACGGCGAUCUGCAUAUCAAGGCGCACGAGGAUCAGAAGACCAAAAUGCGUUACGCCUUUGUGUUCGACAAGAUUCUGAUACUGGUCAAGCCGCUGCAUGUCAAGACCGGCGACAUGCAGUACACAUAUCGGGACUCGCACAAUCUGGCCGACUAUCGGGUCGAGCAGAGCCACUCGCGUCGCACGCUCGGCCGGGACACGCGCUUCAAAUACCAAUUGCUGCUGGCCAAGAAGUCGGCGAAGACCGCCUUUACGCUCUACUUGAAGUCGGAGCACGAGCGGGACAAGUGGCGCAAGGCGCUCACCGAAGCCAUGGAGAGCCUCGAUCCGCCUGGCUGCCGGAAUACGGAUCAUAAAAUGGAGAUUUACACGUUCGAUGCGCCCACCACGUGCCGGCAUUGCUCCACAUUUCUGAAGGGUCGCAUCCACCAGGGCUAUCGCUGCAAGGUGUGCCACAUCAGUGUGCACCGCGGCUGCAUCUCGUCCACGGGGCGCUGCAAACAGAAUCCGGUUAGCAUACCGCCGCCCGUCUGCGAUCGCCAGCUGUCCGAGUUCAACUGGUUUGUGGGCAACAUGGAUCGGGAGACGGCGGCCAAUCGCUUAGAGAAUCGACGCAUUGGCACCUAUCUGCUGCGUGUGCGUCCACAGGGCGCCUCCUCGCCGCACGAGACCAUGUAUGCGCUCAGCUUGAAGACCGACGACCAUGUGAUUAAGCAUAUGAAAAUCAACCAGGAAAACGAUGGCGAGUCCAUGCUCUACUGCUUGUCAUCGCGUCGCCAUUUCAAGACCAUCGUCGAGCUGGUUUCGUACUAUGAGCGCAAUGAUUUGGGCGAAAACUUUGCCGGGCUCAACCAGUCGCUGCAGUGGCCCUAUCGUGAGGUCUAUGCCACGGCGCUGUACGACUUCGAUCCGAAGCCCGGCAGCAAUCAGCUGCAGCUGCGAACCGAUUGCCAGGUGCUGGUAAUUGGCAAGGAUGGCGACAGCAAAGGCUGGUGGCGUGGCAAAAUCGGUGAUACGGUGGGCUACUUUCCCAAGGAGUACGUGCAGGAGCAUCCAGUGACUAGCGACGAGCUUUGAUAUUACAACUCGGAGGUUUACUUUGCACCCAAAGCGAGCACACCAACGGCGGCCAUUUCUGAAACACCUGUAGCGACAAAUAUGGAGGCGAUUAACAGUUACAACAGCAGUUAAAGCAACAACAACAACACGAACAUCAUGAUGAUGCUGAUGAUGAUGAUACAUUUGUUGCACUGCACUUAGUUCAAAUAUACAAAAAGAAAACAAAAAUCGAUUAUUUUUAAAGGAAAUUUGGAAAAUUAUUUGCAUUGCGUCGCUCGAAACUUUAGUGCCAACAAAACAGAACAGAUUCCAUGAUUACGUGGAAAUGUUCUUAAAAAUUACACAAAAAAAAAAAACGUUUAUUUUUAACUAAUUGUAUGUUGCAAUAAAUAAUAUAUAUAUAUGUACAAUUAUAUAUAGUGUAUAAGCAUGUGUGAAUGGCAACUUAGUUUAUUUACAUAAAUUUAAAUUUAUAUAUAUAUAUUUUUUUUUUUUUCGAAUUGUAUAUUUUCCCUUUACGUUUUUAUUGUGUAUUGCGCUGCACUUGAUGAUUAAGAAAAAGAAAAACAAAAACAAUAUUAUUUGAAAGGAACAUUAAAUAAAUGCGCUGUGCGGCAUUUCAUACAAGAAGCUUUAAACUUGAUAUAUAUAUAUACAUAUAUACACAAAGCAAACGAAAAACUGAAUAACGUAGAUACAUAUAUAUACUUGAAUGUUAACAUUAAUAUAUAUAUAUAUAUAUAUAUAUAUAUAUAUAUAUAUGUAUGUAUGUCAACAAUACGAACUUGAUGUAUAAUCCGAAACGCAAAUGUUAACAAGUCGAACGAAAUGCGGCCACAAAAAAUUGUGUGCGACUGCAACAACAACAAAAGCUUUAGAAAAUAACAAAUUAUGCCUACUUAUGUAUACACACAUCCAUUCACGAAUAUAUAUAUGAUAUAUAUAUGCUGAGGAAAUUAACAUAUUGUAACUAGAGCCAACGAAUAUUGCAGACUUAACGAAAUAUUGUAACGUUUUUAUUAUAUAAAAAAAAAAUCGCGAAGAGCCAAGGCAAUGAGCAUAAUUAUACUGUAUACAUAUAGAUCUAUAUAUGUAUAGAACUCCCUCUCUAUAUAUGUAUAUAGACGGUAAUAUUUUACACUCUUUUCAAAUUUCGCUUUCAUUUCCUUGAACUGCUUAAGGCGCAUGCAAAAUAGUUGGUUUCACACUUGACCUAAGAAUAUAUGUGUUGUCAAAUGUAUGUAUAUAUGUGUGGUUUCAUAUGUGUAUAUGUGCAAAUGCAUUGCCUAAUAGCUUUAACUUAAACAAUUCCAAACUUUGCAUUUAAAUGCGCUUGCAACAAUAUCUCUUUCGCACUCUGACUCUCUCGCUCUUUCGCUACAUAAUUGUAUAACAUGCAUAUAUGUUUGUAUGUGAAUUGUACUGAAUUCAUUGUUUGGCAGCUGAAAUAAAUUAACUGCAAAAACAAAUCACAAAAAUCUAUAUAUAUAUAUAUGAAAUUGUAACAAAUAUUAAAACAAUGCCUCAAAAACAAUAUAUGUAUAUAUAUGUAUACAUAUAUAUCUCUAUAGAUACUAUGUAUAUCUGCAUAUGGCCCAUUGUAUUGGGCUGUUUAAGUAAAGUUUUUAAUUCAAUUUUAUCGCCUCCAGUUUCAAUGCCAAUGUAACAAAUGUAUUAAAUGUAAAUGACUUUA
Drosophila mojavensis is the source of this 5454-nucleotide messenger RNA. RefSeq names its product protein vav (gene Vav). NCBI's taxonomy places the organism in Eukaryota, Metazoa, Arthropoda, Insecta, Diptera, Drosophilidae. The transcript has 11 exons. The coding region runs from base 639 to 3779 and encodes 1046 amino acids. Gene Ontology annotation, biological process: regulation of GTPase activity; cell migration. The record is from RefSeq and is a predicted model, not a curated record. Gene Ontology annotation, cellular component: cytoplasm. Gene Ontology annotation, molecular function: protein binding; guanyl-nucleotide exchange factor activity.